CGGUCCUCUUGCACUUUAAGUUCGGAUGAAAGGCUGUUGUGUAACUUGGGUAAAAGAGGAGAGGCGGUUGAAUGGGGGACGGCUCGCAGUGACAGUUUGGAGAGGACUCGAACAGGCGUGUGCAGCCAUGGAGCUUCUAAUGCUGUCAGGAGGUGUUCUGGCUCUCCCUGUCCUCGCUCUCAUCACCUCCUUCCUGUUCUGGCCGGGAGUCCUCCUCAAGGCCUACAACUGGUACUGGCGCCGCAGGCUGGGGCUGGUGGUCCGCUACUCGCACAGUGCAAGCUACCGCUUCUGUUACAGCAGCCGCGGGACGCCAGGGGGCGCCACGCCAUCGCUGCUGCUGCUGCAUGGCUUCUCCGCCACCAAGGACAUGUGGCUACCAGUCGUCAAGCAUAUCCCUAGAGACCAGCAUGUAGUGUGUGUGGACAUGCCGGGACACGAGGGGACAAGUCGCACCGGCGCAGAGGACUACAGCAUUCAGGGCCAGGUCCGCCGAAUCCACAAGUUUGUGCAGAGUAUUGGUCUGGACAAAAGACCCUUCCACCUGGUCGGGGCAUCGAUGGGUGGGAACGUGGCCGGAGUGUACGCUGCCCAUUACCCUGCUUACCUGUCCAGUGUCACCUUGGUGUGUCCGGCAGGUCUGGUUUAUCCCACAGAAUCCGAGUUUAUCACUCGUCUGAGGAAGAUGGAGAACUCUGAGCAGGAGGUGUCGAUCCCUCUGAUCCCCUCCACUAUUCAGGAGCUGGAAGACAUGUUGAAACUCUGCUGCUACACCCCCCUCAACCUCCCCCGACAGGUACACAGCUGUGAAAUCGGCUUCAAAAAAAGGCUUCACACAACAAUAAUGUCUCCACGGGCUCUCCCCAUAGGAAACACUGGCAGAGCCAGUACAGAGCAGUUUUACCACAAGACCACGUUGUUCAUGGAGAUUAUCGGGGAGAAGUCUCGUCACUCGCUGCACAACUUGCAUCUGAUCACAUCACCAGUGCAGGUCAUCUGGGGACCGAGGACCCAGGUGGUGGACGUGUCGGGGGCGGCGGUGCUGCAGGCGGCGCUGCCAAACUGCCAGGUGGAGCUGUUGGACAACUGUGGUCACUCUGUGGCUUUGGAGAGGCCCAGGAAAGCCGCCAAGCUCAUUGUUGACUUCCUGUCUGCACAGGAAGUCACUGACGAGAGCACUAAGAAACUUUCCUGAAGAAGAAUGACCUCGUCUGUAAACGAUGAGGGACAUGAAGUUUAUUGUGGUGAUGAUUGAAGAAAUAUUCAAUAACAAAAAAAAAGCGUCACAGUCAAAUAUUCCUGAAGUCUUUGUUUUAGAUGUUAAUGUUGAAGGAAAACAUUCCACUUUGGGAUUUUGCACAUUUCUCUUUAAAACUGUAUUUUAGUCUCUUGUUUCAUGUGAGUGGCAGGUGUUUGAGUCUCCUGCUGUGAACUGACUGCAUAUGCACCCUCAUAAAAACACAGAAUAGAAAAAUGCACUGUACGUGAAUAAAGUUUGAUAAAUGAGGUGAGGUUUAAUAAUGUCAGCACAUGUACAAAGAGUAUUUUAGGACUACAGGAAUAAAUCUGAAGAUGAAAAUAGUUGUAUUGAUU
Molecule: messenger RNA, 1593 nt
Organism: Etheostoma spectabile (orangethroat darter)
Lineage: Eukaryota; Metazoa; Chordata; Actinopteri; Perciformes; Percidae
Product: monoacylglycerol lipase abhd6-B
Biological process (GO): acylglycerol catabolic process
Cellular component (GO): AMPA glutamate receptor complex; membrane
Molecular function (GO): monoacylglycerol lipase activity
Source: RefSeq, a predicted model, not a curated record